AGACAAUCCAUCACUUUCUAGGUAGUACCAACAUGGGCAACACUCAUAAAUUGCAUGAUGCCAUCCACAGCUCAGAUUUUACAUCCACAUUACAGUUCUCACAACAGACACCUUCCAUUCUUGGUUCACGGUUGACUUCAGAAACAAGUCCCCUUGCUCUCUUAACAUCUGCUUCGGACAAUCCAGAGCACUAUAAAACCAUUGAACAACUUUUUCUUACUUGUCUCCAGACUGGUGAUGACAAAUCAGCACAACUAUGUCUCGAUCAGUUGACCAAGCGUUUUGGGCCCCGCAAUGAAAGGGUUAUGGGAUUUCGUGGCUUAUAUGAGGAGGCAACUACAGAGGAUACUACUUCUCUAGAGAAGUGUUUACAUGAAUACGAGAAAAUACUCUCAGAGAACCCAGUCAACGUGCCUAUUCUAAAACGCCGUGUUGCUCUUCUGCGCUCAAUGUCUAAGCCUAUUGAUGCUAUAUCUGCGUUGGUAGAGUUUUUGGAGGCCGUCCCUACCGAUGCCGAAGCCUGGUGCGAACUCGCAGACCUUUACCAAUCACAAGGGAUGAGCUCCCAGGCAAUAUUCUGUCUUGAGGAGUCGCUCCUGAUAACGCCUAAUUCCUGGAACAUUCAUGCUCACCUCGGUGAAUUGCUAUACGUCUGUGCAUCUUCAGCAACUGAAGAUACCUCAUUUGGUCUUUUGGCGAGGUCGCUGCGUUCCUUUUGUAGAAGCAUUGAGCUGUGUGAUGACUACUUAAGGGGCUUCUACGGUUUAGUUUUGGUGUCUUCUCUUUUGCUGAAAAACCAGAAUUACGCACGAGGGCCUCAAGACUGUAAGGAUGGAAAGUGUGAUAGUAUUCCUUCGAAGGAGUACCUUCAGAAGCUAAAUCUGUUUUCUCUGAAGGUGCUUCAGAGUAUAGUCAACUCGCGGUCUUCGAGAUACCAGGAAUGGGAAUAUGGUCAAAUAGAGCUCGCGGCUGCAAAACGGCUUCUGGAUCGCUUUCAGACUGGAUAAAUGGGUAAUAUAGAUUGCAAUAUCUGCAGUUUGUUUACAUAUCAGCGCCCUGGCGUGUAAAAAGGGGGCAGUUUCACGCCUAGAAAUACUAUCUGGUAUCUAUGACUGCUAGAAUAAGUGACCUCAUCAUAGCAGGCAUUUGCUACAUACCUCCCUAGUACUUACUACUUAGGUAGGUGUUUACGCUGUAAUAUGGUUCCCUUCCAGGCCAAAUAGUCACUUAUAGGUAUUAUUAUGUACUCUGCACUCCGUAUUCCCAACCCAAUUUCCCCCCC
Monascus purpureus is the source of this 1282-nucleotide messenger RNA. Lineage: Eukaryota; Fungi; Ascomycota; Eurotiomycetes; Eurotiales; Aspergillaceae. The record is from the annotation of a GenBank genome assembly.